Molecule: messenger RNA, 2652 nt
Organism: Closterium sp. Naga37s-1
Lineage: Eukaryota; Viridiplantae; Streptophyta; Zygnematophyceae; Desmidiales; Closteriaceae
Source: the annotation of a GenBank genome assembly
AUGGCGCAUCAAGGUGACGGCAGCGCGGGAGCAGGCAACGAGGCUCAAGCAGCGGCAGCAGCGGCGCCCGUGUCUGACACGUACGCCGCUUACUACCAGAACAUGGCGCUGCACUACGCGGAGCAGCAGCGACUGGAGCAACAGCAGCAACAGCACCAGCAGCAAACGGCGGCGUACGGGCAAGGCUCGUCGUAUGAUGCUUGGUAUGCAUACUCGUAUCAGCAGCAACAGCAACAGCAACAGCAGCAGCAGCAGCAGCAGCAGCAGCAGCAACAGCAGCAACAGCAACAGCAACAGCAGGCUCAGGAAGUGCAGGAUCCAGCAGCAGUGGCAGCAGCAGCCGCAGCAGCAUACGCACACUACUCUGCAUACCCCUAUCCUUCGCCCCAGUCCUAUCCGCCCGCUCCCCCUUCCGCCCCAACCCCUCCUCCUGGGGCCCCGUCCCCCCCCACUCCCCCCACUGACCAACCGGACGACAUUGCUCCCCCUGGCGCGGAACCCCUUGCUGCUCCUUCCGCCACCACCGCGCCCACCUCCUUCCCCUCCCCCUAUUACUACACCCCCGGAUCCGUCCUCCCGCCUCCUCCCCCAGCAGGCGGGGCGGAACCCGCCCCACCUCCGCCCCCGCCCCCUUCUGCGUCCCCGCCCCCGCUGCCUCCCCCACCACCCCCCCCUGCACAGCCAGCAGCAGCAGCAGCGCAGGAUGGGGCAGCAAAUUGGAGGUACGGGGGGGAGGCGCAGGAGCAGCGACAAGGUGGGCAGCAGGCCAUGGCGGGUAGUCAAUAUGCACAGCAGCAGCAUGAAGCGGGGGUGGCAGCAGCAGCAUAUGUGCCUGUGGCCCCAGCGGCAACAGCCAAUGAGGCAGGCGGUGGUGGGGCGGCAGGUGCAGGGGCGGGGCAGAAUGGCAAGGCGGGUCAAGGGGCGGAGGGCAGUGCACCGUACUUCAAAUGGCAGUACACCAAUGCACAGGCUCAAAGAAAGCAGCAGCAGCAGCAGGUGAAGGCAGCGAGCAGCGUUCUGCAGUCCAAGUUCCACAUCCCCUUCAACCCCCGCUUCGCCUCCACUCCCACCUCCGCCUCCUCUGCUGCCACGGCAGCAGGAGGGAGAGGCGGCACGGAGGGCAGCAGUGAGCGCGGGGCGGGGGGGCAAAGGGGUGGGGUGGCGUAUGUGUCUGUGGAGGAAGGGGCGGGGAAGAAGGCCACGAGUGUGGACGAGGCUGCUGAUGCUGCCAUCCAGCCGGGCAAGUUCCCCCCGGGGCUAGCAGCGUAUGUGGAGCGGGUGCUGGCGCGCUGCACCACAGCGCAGCACAAGGAGGAGAGCCAGCGACUCAUGAAGCAGAUGAUAACGGAAGCAGCGCGCAACGGCACGUUGUUCACCAAGAACUGGGACACGGAGCCGCUGCCCUCGCUGCUGCACACCGCCCCCGCCCCCACUGCCACCACAACCCCAUCGAGUGCGCUGCCAUCGGCGUCGUCCCCCACGCCCUCGCGCAAGGCCAAGCGGUCGCGCUGGGGAGACCCGCUCGACCAACCCACCUCGCCCGCUGCUGCCCCCUCGCCCAUUCAAACUGGGCGCGCUGCUGCUGCGGCGGCGGCUGCCGCUGGUGGUGGGGUGGGGGUGGGGGGCGGGGCAGUGGAGGACAUGGACUGGGACAUGCUGACCAUCAAGGGCACGUGCAGGAAGGUCGAGAAGAGCUACCUGCGCCUCACUGCUGCUCCCGACCCCUCCACUGUACGACCCCUGGACGUGCUACAGGAGGCACUGGCCAUGGUGCUGGCAGCGCACUCGCAGGGGGGCGCGGAGGAUGAGGAGGCGGGGGUGGGGGGGCAGGGCGGCAAGCGCGGGUACCUGUGGCGGUGCGACCAGCUGAAGAGCAUUCGGCAGGACCUCACGGUGCAGCGCAUCAGAAACGAGUUCACUGUGCAGGUGUAUGAGGUGCAUGCGCGCAUGGCGUUGGAAGCGGCUGACAUGCCCGAGUUCAACCAGUGCCAGGCGCAGCUGAAGGGGCUGUACGCAGAGGGGUGGCGCGGGCACAGGGGCGAGUUCCGCGCGUACGCACUGCUGCACAACGUGCUCUCGCAAGGGCCCCGCUACGACCUGCAGCAUGCCAUCGCCAGGGUGACCAAGGAGGAGCGGCAGGACAGCAUCAUGGCGCAUGCGCUGAGAGUGCGCGAGGCGUUCAGCCGGCGUGACUACAGCAAGUUCUUCUCACUCUACCGCCAUGCACCCACCCUCAUCCAGCUCCUCAUGGACAUGCAGGUGGAGAAGCAGCGGUUUGAGGCGGUGCAGAGCAUGGCAAAGGCGUACCGGCCAUCACUGCCCGUGCAGUACAUCUCACACGUGCUGGCGUUCGGGGAUAGUCGUGACGACAAGGAUGCCGCACAGCCUGGACAGCCUGCCACACAGGGGGACGGGAGUGUGGAGGGCAGAGGGGAGGAGGGCGGUGCAGCAGUGCAGGAGUGCUGCGAGUGGCUCAAGGCGCAUGGGUGUGUGCUGCUGGCCGAGGACACUGCUGAUCCCCUGCUCGACUGCAAGGCGAGCAGCGGGGGGCUGUUCAUGCCAGAGGCGGAGGACGUGGUGCCGCAUGGCGACGCCAACCUGCAGGUCGACGACUUCUUUGCACGCCGCCCCGAUGACGACCCAGACGCCUGA